AUGGCAAAUCCGAAUGCCCGCUUCGAGACAACCGCAGGAGUUUUCACGGCGGAGAUCUACUUGGACAGGCAUGAUGGCUUCUUAUUAGUUCUGAUCAGCCAAGAGCUGAAAUCAUGGGUUGGACGUGGGCAUGCAGGAGGUGAGAGCAUGUCCAGGAGUGCCUCACGGUCGUUGACAGGCGACUCGGCCUCGCCGAGGUCGGCGACGCGCACCACCAGCAAGCAUGCUUUUCUCUCGGCGACGGCCCAGGCCCAGGGCCGAACACUCUCGCAUCAAAACAUAGUGCCCGACCUUCCGUUCGAUGCCGGCUCCAAGUGGCAACGCCUCAAGCAGGCCGCCGCUCCAGGCAAAGCUUCGAUUACGAAGCUGGUGCCCCAGAUUCUCAAGGAACCUGGUUCAGGAGGAAUCGGCGUGGCAGCCAGACGAACCAUUUUUGGCCAUGCCAGGAAUUUUCUGCAGCGGCAAACUGCUCAGCAACCCGAAAAGAUGAUGCUGAUGGUCCGCUCGGUCGUAGCAGGAGCCAAAUCCCAUGGACAUCAGCAGGGCUUCGUGACGGCCCUGCAUGAGAAUGCGGAAGAGAAGAAACAAGAACGCACUCUCCUGCAAGACGAAUUCGAGGAGGGCCUGGAGUCAAUUGAUAUGUCCUGGAAGUCCGGUGCCCUGACUUCCUCGGACCUGCUCGAGGAGGCGAUUCGGCAGGUGGCAAGGCUCCGGGAGAUGGCAGAAGACUCCGAGGCGGAUGAGCUCCUGCAGCAGACCCAUGACACCAUCGACAGCUGCACAAGCAUGCUCGGCGAGUUGAGGGCCCUCUUAGACGUCGAUGUGCAAGUAUUUAGGGUCGCUGAGAAGAUUGAAGAAAGCAAGGCGCGUGCCAAAGCCUUGAUACAAGAUCUGCAGUGUGACAUUGAUGCGAUGAGAGAUGCACUCGCUCAGGCCAGGGGCCCGUCGCGGUCACCACAGAAGAAGGUUCAGUUUGAGGAGACGAAAAGCAUACUGUCUACGUUCUGUGACGGUGCAAACAAGUUGAUCGAGUACAGCUUGGCACGAUUGGACGAGAAAUACAUGCGCGGCCUCCUUUCGGAGGAGGCGGAAGCGGCGGAAGCCGUAAGCAAGGAAGACUGCGAUGCGUCCGCAGCUUCCGAAGAUUUCGACGGAGGGGCGCUCGAAGAGCUUGAAGAGAUGGGGGACUUAGCGCACAACGGCACCCGACCCGCUGCAGGCAGUCUCAGUGAUCAAGAUCGCCCUCAAUCGGACUGGAGUUUCGAGCAGGAGCAGGAGCAGGAGCAGGCAGGGAAGGAAGAGCAGGUGGAGCGGAGGGAUCAGCACGGGACAGAGGCGGAGGAGUUGGAGGAGGAGGAGGAGGAGGAGGCCAAGGAGGAGGAUGAAGAGAACGAGGAAGAGUUCCGGGAGCUUUCGGCAGCCACGCCACAGACUGCCGUGCAGUUAGGCGAGGGUGCUGAAAGUGUCCGGGGCACAGGCAAGAUCGAGCUGGAAUUUCAUUUAGAAGGCGCUGAGGAAGCAGAGCACAGCGUCUUUGGCAUUCCUUCGGCUGGGCCGUCCCAAGCACCGGGCUCUCCAAACCGGAGCGAGGAGAAAGACGACGAGGAAGAGGCGGAGCCGGAGCAAGAGGCAAUGGAUGCCGUGGACGCCGAGGAGGAGGAGGAGCCGAAGAAGACGAAGCGGUCGAAGAAGGCGAAGAAGGCGAAGCGCACGCCUGCGGCGCCGGUGCCGCAGGUCAAGACGCGGAUCGAGAUUCUGCCGCCAGUGAGGCUUCCUGCCCUGACACGCCGCAACCGGAAAAACACCGAUGACUUGGACUGGAACAUGGAAGACCUGAACGCAGAAGAGCUGACUCUGCUGACUUCCGUCAUUGACGAGGACGAACCGUCCAACAGCCUUCAAAGUGUCAGCCAUGAUCCUGCGAAAGAGCGCCUGUGGAAGUCCGUCUUUGGCUUGGAUGACAUGUCUCCUUCGCGCCGCGUUCAAGCACUGCUCCCGCCGCAGCGGAAGUUCGCCGAAGCAGAAGCCCUUGGCGCGCUUGGUGGUUCCUCGGCAGUGACGGAGGGUGGCAUUGGGUACAGACCAGUGCGCUCGCACCCGUGCCUGUGGGACGAGCUCGAGAGGCGAACUCCUGAGGAGAAACUCGCCUCCGACUUCGACGGUACCGGUGACCGCCUCAAAUUUCAUCGUGCGACGCCAAGCAGUGCGGGUGUGGAGGGUUUGGCUGCCCCUUCUCCAGGGACUGAGCUGACUGAGCUGGAAGUGGUGGUCCGCGUGACGGGACUGCCUUUGGUUUCGAGUUGUCAAUGGCUCGACGAUGGCAAUGCUUCGCGUCAGCAACCGCCGGACGAAGCCGCCAGGAGUUUCCCAAACCUCCAGACCGGGGCAGCUGAAAGGCGCUACAACGGCGGCAACAUUCAGGAUGAGCUGAUCUCCAAAGACAGCAAUGCACCCGGGACUCUUGCCAUGGCAAACUGCGGCCAGCCGAACACAGGCGGCUCUCAGUUCUUCAUCAACGUGGCAGACAACAGCUUUCUCGACUGGUUCUCUCCAGGUACAUCAAGACAUCCUGUGUUUGGGAAAAUUACCAGCGGCUACGACGUGGUGGUGCGACUCUCCAAAGUAGAGACGCAAGAUGACGCGCCGACCAAGCCGAUUCAAAUGCUGGCAGUGAGCAUUGUAGGCAAAACGCCAUCGUAG
Symbiodinium sp. CCMP2592 is the source of this 2700-nucleotide messenger RNA. NCBI's taxonomy places the organism in Eukaryota, Dinophyceae, Suessiales, Symbiodiniaceae. The record is from the annotation of a GenBank genome assembly.